AUGGAAGCCCUGACAGAGCCCCCACAGUCCUCGACCUUCAUCCCGCUCGCCGAACACCGCUCCGCAACACCAGCCUCGUUCUACUCUGGCCCUCCAGUCCUCCACUACUACAGCGACCGCAGCAAGAUUAUCGUGCUCGAGCGAGAUCUCAGCAGCAAUGCCCUCCUACACCCUCUGUUCAAGGACGCAAAAGGCACACACGAGAAUGGCGAUGCGCCCACAAACGGGACGUCCACAGCAACAGACGAAUCCCAACGGGUCCUCGAAGAUGUAGACGUAUGGGUGACUUCUAGCAAGCUAUACCUCUUCUCCCCCACAGCCUCUGCCGGCCUCUCAAUCUCCUACCCCACCAUCUCCCUGCACGCCAUCCAGCGCCUGCCUUCCUCAGACGACGAUCCGACAGCAAGUCAAGGCGUCUACAUGCAACUCCUCCCUCCGUCCACAGGCAACGCCUACUCCGAAGACGACGAAGAACCAGACUCCAUCUCCCUCACCAUAAUCCCUACAGCGUCCGCCCCACCGCAAGGACCCGGCUCCGCUGCAGCAGACAUCGGCGAAGAGGAAGUCGAGAACGAAGACAAGCCCGAGCAGACACCAGCGGAAGCGCUCUUCACCGCAUUAUCAGCAUGUGCGGAUCUACAUCCUGAUCCGGUCGAAGACCAGGAAAUGGGUGAUGGUGACGAUGAAGAUGGUGUUGGCGGCAGUCAUCUGAUCAGACAAGGAUUGGCAUUCCCGAUAAGCGGCGGCGUUGGCGACGACGGGCUGCCGCCGCCGAUGCCGGGAAGUGGCGGGUGGAUCACGGCGGAGAAUAUGCAUGAGUUUGUGGAUGAGGAUGGCAACUUCCUCCCGGAUGCGGACGAAGACGAAGAUGAUGCGGCUGAGCAGCCGCUAGGCCCGGGUGCAGGCACGGUGCGAGGCCGUGACGACGACGGCGAGGAUGAGGGAAAUGGCGAUGGUGGGGAUGAGACGAAGUGGCAGAAGACUGGAUGA
Messenger RNA from Cyphellophora attinorum, 990 nucleotides. RefSeq lists its product as uncharacterized. The transcript has 2 exons. The record is from RefSeq and is a predicted model, not a curated record. Lineage: Eukaryota; Fungi; Ascomycota; Eurotiomycetes; Chaetothyriales; Cyphellophoraceae. Bases 1 to 990 code for a protein of 329 amino acids. Gene Ontology annotation, biological process: mRNA cis splicing, via spliceosome. Gene Ontology annotation, cellular component: cytosol; spliceosomal complex.